ACAUAUUCAAAAUAGCUGAUUUUAAGUCUUUGUCUUGUAAAUCCAACAUCUGGGCUUCCUCAAGAAUGGUAUAUAUAUUUUUUUCCUGUGUAUGGGCCAUACUUUUUUAUUACUUAGUGUGUCUUGUAAAUUUUAACUGGAAACUGAACAUUUUAAAUGAUACAAUAUGGUAACUCUGGAAAUCUGAUUCUUUUCCCUUUCCAAGUGUAUUCCAAGUCAGGGCAAACACAGACCCUUGAAUGUGGGAUCUUCCAGGUAGCCAGAUAGACCAUAUAGUGAUCAUUUCUUGGGGAAGAAACUUUGAAGGAGCACUAGCCCAGUCCUGCUCCCUCUUGUGGCUGCCUGCCUUAUGGUUUUCACUGCAAGUGCAGCUGUUAGUUUUCAGGACGACUGUAGAGUUUGAGGAUACUUUUAUACUCAGGAUAAAAGUGCCGUGUAUAUAAAGACAGAGGCUGGAGAAGUGAGUGGCUGGAAGGAGGUCUGCAGACAGGAUUCUUCCUCACCCUCACUCAGGCGCCAGUUUUCCCUCUGGAUGUUCAAAGCGGAGCCCAGCAAGGUGUGCCAGUUCUUACACACUGGUAAUUUCUACAGAACCCCUGGCUCUGGGUAGGUUCAAAUUGCAAUGUCUAGAGAGCUCUGGUUGCAGUUUCUGAUACCUACAGCAGUGGAGUAGUGUGAUUUGCCUCACAUAGCUAACAUCAGGGUUCACACUAGCCUGAACUGUCUGUACUCCCAAAUAAAACAACAGUUCAAAUAUAUUUUUACUAAAUGUUAUAUUUAGUCUGUAUUAAACUUCAAACUAUAUGACGUCUAUAUAUAGUUUGGUCUACUUGUUGAUAACUUUCCCUUUUCCAUUUUUUGUAGAUAUAAAUAAAUACAAAUCAUACUUUGUCACUCUUCAUGGUCAAUCACUAUGCCUUCUUUAUGGUUCUGUAAUUGCAUAAGGAACCUAGGAAGACAGGAGGGUUACAGGAGCAGGGGAUGAGAGUGCUGUUCAGCUAGCAGCUAUAGUCAGCUAACCUGGCCACCACUUGUAGCUCUGUGUUCAAGAGAAUCUUGACUCUUAAAAAAUCUCACAAACUGUUGAAGAAACAGCAUAUCAAAUAGUUACUUAUAAGAAAUCUGUUCCCAAAUGUUCUUUUUUCAAAUUAAAGAUACUAAGGCAAUCACAUCUAUCCCUAUCCAAAUGUUCCAUUAUAAUUAAUGUGGCUUUACAAAUUCUAAUGUACAGCAGAAGCACUCAACAGGAGUUCUGAAGGAGGGUGGGCUGUCCAGAUAGAAACUGUGGUCUGUGAAAGAAAAUCAUCUGAAUAUCCUGAAAAAGACCCUAUGCCAUCCUGCCUCAACACCUUGCUAUGGUGGUCCUUUGACCUGGAAAUGACUUAGAGGCCUUACAAAUACAUCUGUGCAUUCUUGCUUCAGACUUUACAAUUGAGGGCCAACUCAGUCUGGAAGCACCACUUACUAACAUUACAAGGAAACUGCUACCUCAGCAAACAAAAAGGAAAGGAGGAGAAAACUUAUAGUAACAAAAGCCUUUUUUUAAAAUUGUUUUCAGAAAAUAUUAAAGGAAAUUUGGAAAUUUUUUGCAUUGCAAAGAAGCUUUGCAGGUAAAUGGAUUUGGCAGGCAGGCUCUGUCAAAAUUCUGCAGUGGUUUGAUCUUCCUUCUUUAAGACUUAGAGUGAAGUAAUUCUGUACUGCUUUUUAAAUUGCUGUUGAUCAGCUUAUGGGUUUUUGGGUUCUAACUUUUCUGGUAUACUGAAGAUACAUUAUAUUACAUUAUAUUAAUUUUUUAAAGUUAAGUUAUUUUUCUGCCAUUGUAAAUACAAGUAUCAAAAUAUUCUUACAAAGUAAUUAUAGUUAAACAUUUUUUUCAGCGAACAUCUUUUUAUUCAGAGUGUAAUGCUAGCAGUUCUUACACAACAGUUUGGACACAUUUUUACGUUUUGUCAGAAGUCCUGCCCACACUGAACAUACUAAUUAUACAAACCUGUUGUCCUCACAUCUACGUUGGAUGACAUGGUCACCUUCCUCAUGGAAAUGCCUUUCUUAAAACUUAGAUUUGCGGAACUCCACUAUUUUUAUACCUAGCUACAGUUUUGGGAAAGGAAAUCAGAACCUGACCUGCUCACAGCUGCUGAGACAGUCCCCGUCCCGCAUGUAUUGCUGCAGUGCCCAAGACAGUAAGAUGGACUACAAGCGGCGCUUCCUGCUUGGCGGGUCCAAGCAGAAGGUCCAGCAGCACCAGCAGUGCCCGCUGCCCGAGCUAGGCCGGGCCCUGAGCACGCCUGUGGUGCCUGCAGCCUCCGCUGCCCCCCUGGGCAGCCUCUCUGCUGCAGGCAGCUGCCACCAUGCCAUGCCCCACUCCACUCCCAUCGCUGACAUCCAGCAGGGCAUCUCCAAGUACCUGGACGCCCUCAAUGUCUUCUGUCGCGCCAGCACUUUCCUCACAGACCUCUUCAGUACUGUGUUCAGGAACUCCCACUAUGCCAGGGCAGCCACGCAGCUCAGAGAUGUGCAGGAGCAUGUCAUGGAAGCAGCCAGCCGGCUGACUUCAGCCAUAAAGCCCGAGAUUGCCAAGAUGCUGAUGGAACUCAGUGCUGGAGCUGCAAACUUCACAGACCAGAAGGAAUUCAGUCUCCAGGAUAUUGAGGUGUUGGGGCGAUGCUUCUUGACCGUGGUUCAGGUCCAUUUCCAGUUUCUGACCCAGGCAUUACAGAAGGUCCAGCCAGUAGCUCACUCUUGCUUUGCCGAGGUGUUUGUGCCAGAAAAGAAGAACAGCAGUGGUGGCAUAUCUGGCAUGGGCCACACACCCGAACUGGAGGAAGCUGUGCGAUCCUGGCGGGGGGCUGCAGAGGCAACAUCAAGACUAAGAGAAAGAGGCUGUGAUGGCCGCCUGGCAGGAAUUGAAGUUCAACAGCUCUUCUGUUCUCAAAGUGCAGCAAUUCCUGAACACCAGCUAAAAGAACUGAACAUAAAAAUUGACAGUGCUUUGCAAGCAUAUAAAAUAGCUCUGGAAAGCUUAGGCCACUGUGAAUAUGCAAUGAAAGCUGGUUUCCACCUGAAUCCAAAAGCAAUUGAAGCCAGUUUGCAGGGCUGCUGCAGUGAUGCAGAAGCACAACAGACAGGGCGGAGGCAGACCCCUCCGCAGCCCAUGCAGUGUGAGCUUCCUACCGUCCCUGUGCAAAUAGGAUCACACUUCCUGAAGGGUGUCUCUUUCAACGAGUCAGCCGCGGACAAUCUGAAACUCAAGACGCAUACGAUGUUACAGCUGAUCAAGGAAGCAGGUUGCUGUAAUGGAAUCACACCCAGAGACGAUUUUCCUGUGACUGAAGUCCUGAACCAGGUGUGCCCAUCCACAUGGCGGGGUGCUUGCAAGACUGCCGUGCAGCUGCUGUUUGGCCAAGCAGGAUUGGUGGUAGUUGACACAGCACAGAUUGAAAAUAAAGAAGCCUAUGCUCCCCAAAUCAGUUUAGAAGGCUCCAGAAUAGUGGUUCAAGUUCCAUCCACAUGGUGCCUGAAAGAAGACCCCGCUACCAUGUCCCUGCUGCAAAGAAGCCUCGAUCCCGAGAAGACCCUGGGUCUCGUGGACGUGCUCUACACGGCUGUGCUGGACCUCAACCGCUGGAGGGCAGGGAGGGAACAAGCUUUACCGUGCAUACAGAUCCAGCUUCAAAGGGAGAUCUGUGAUUUUGGGAAUCAGUCUGACCUGCCUUCUGGAAGUGGAAACAAAGCUUCAGGUGGCCUGCAGAAGACGUUCUCCAAACUGACAUCCCGGUUCACCAAGAAAACUUCAUGUACCAGCUCUAGCAGUAGCACAAAUUAUUCCAUUCCAAGUACCCCUUCCAAAAACAUCUUCAUAGGUGGGUGUUUAGAAGAAAAGGCCAAAAUGCCCAGCAAUAUUGAUUCAAGGCUACAAAGCAUUUUGAACAUUGGGAAUUUUCCCAGGACUACAGACCCUUCACAGUCAGCUCAAAAUUCCAGCAAUCAAAUGGCCAAUGGUUUUCUCAUGGAGAGGCGAGACAACUUCCUGCGAGGAGAUGAUGGCAAAGAUGAGAAGGGUAUGAACUUGCCAACCGAUCAGGAAAUGCAGGAGGUGAUAGAUUUUCUCUCGGGCUUUAAUAUGGGCCAGUCACAUCAGGGCUCCCCACUGGUGACAAGACGUAAUUCUGCUGCCACAGCUAUGGUGACUGAGCAGAAGGCAGGAGCUAUGCAGCCACAGCAGCCACCACUGCCAGUGCCCCCUCCACCGCGGCCACCCCAGGCUGGGGCACAUGCACCUCUGACGCCCCAGCCAGGCCUGGCACCUCAGCAGCAGUCCCCAAAGCAACCACAACCCCAGGUCCCCUACUACCAGCACCUGCUCCAGCCCAUUGGAUCACAGCAGCCCCCGCCCCAGCCUCGGGCCCCAGGGAAGUGGGUGCAUAGCUCGUCUCAGCAGCCAUCACAGCCCGUUGGAGCGGGUCUGUCACCUCUUGGUCAGUGGCCUGGCAUAUCUGAUCUCAGUUCUGACUUGUACAGCUUGGGUCUGGUGAGCAGCUAUAUGGAUAAUGUGAUGUCAGAGGUUUUGGGACAGAAGCCACAGGGACCUAGAAAUAACACCUGGCCAAACCGUGAUCAAAGCGAUGGAGUGUUUGGGAUGUUGGGAGAGAUUCUGCCUUUUGAUCCUGCAGUGGGUUCAGACCCUGAGUUCGCACGCUAUGUGGCAGGAGUGAGCCAGGCAAUGCAGCAGAAGCGGCAAGUCCAACAUGGUCGCCGCCCAGGCAACCCCCGGGGCCACUGGCCACCCAUGGAUGAUGCCCAUCGGACCUGGCCUUUCCCGGAGUUCUUCACAGAAGGGGAUGGCCUGCACAGUGGCUGGUCGGGCACUCAGGGAGACUCGGCCAGCUCAAGUGAUGAGACAUCGUCUGCCAACGGGGACAGCUUGUUCUCCAUGUUUUCUGGACCUGACCUCGUUGCUGCUGUCAAGCAGAGAAGGAAACACAGCAGUGGAGAGCAGGAGACCAGCACACUGCCCUCCCCGCCUCUUCUCACCACAGUGGAGGACAUGAACCAGGACAACAAAACCAAAACGUGGCCCCCCAAAGCACCCUGGCAACACCCUUCCCCGCUUCCCAGCACGCUGCCUAGUCCAAGCACACCACUCUACGCGGUCUCCAGUCCCGGCAGCCAGUGGAAUGACACCAUGCAAAUGCUGCAGUCCCCGGUGUGGGCAGCGACCAGUGAUUGCAGCGCUGCCUCCUUCACCUAUGUGCAGAGCCCGCCGCAGCCUCCACCCCAACCUGCACACAAGGCAGUGCCCAAGGGCUUCAAGGCCUUCCCCGGGAAGGCUGAACGCAGACCAGCCUACUUGCCCCAGUACUAACCCAGGGCCAGCCUGCCUGCCUGCCUGCCUGCCCAGAGCUGGUGGGGCCUGUGUCCCCACCCCAGGGCUGACUAGCUGGCACCAGCCCGCCAGAGGACCAGUGCACCCCUGUCCCAGGCAGGGGCCCUUGGGGGGUGGGGGUGGUUGGCAGCUCCAAGCCUUUAAGGCCCGGCUUCUCAAGCCUUGGAGACAUCAGAGCCCUGGAGGGCCAGCUGAAGACAGAGGUUUCUGAUCCUCCGCAGGGAGAUGCUGAGGGAGCUUCAAACUUAAGCACCUCUGGUGAUUCUGCUGCGGGUGGGCCACAGGCCACACUUGGAGAAACACAGCUCUCAAGUUUGUAGUCCCACUGUGUGUGUUGCAAGCCUGAAGGCUGAGAGCAAAACUGACCAUUCCCUGCCCCUCCUUAACACCAAGUGAUGACCACACCAAUCACUGUAAUUUAUAGUUGUUUUCAUAGAGGUUUUUAGUUACAACACCUCCUGCCUAAAAAUGGAUUGGAUAUUUUAAGGUAACAAAUAUAGUGGCUGGAGGUUUGUUCAACACUAUCUUUAUUUAAGUUAUACAAAAAAUGGGCGAAGUAUAGAACAGAAUAUUUGUGAUCAGAAGCAACCACCUGGGUUCUCCAUGGGUGGGUGGCCCCUUACUGCCCCAGCAGCACCUAAGAGGUGCAACCUUUACUGGAUUUAUAAAAGCAGGAUCUCUGGAAGCAUAUUCCUGAUGGUGCCUGAAGAUGAGCCAGCUGGCAGCUGUCCGUAUGCAGGAUGCAGCUGUGCUGGCUGCCCUCAGGUCCUUCCACGCGUGGCCAGAGGCUUUGACACAGUCUCACAAUGUGGGGGUGUGGUCAAGGGGCUGCACAGAGACACCUGAACUUGAAAUUAUAGUAACACUUGUGAGCUGGCUCAAGACAAACCAAUUAAGACAUAGAUAGGAGUUAAUUUAAAGUUUUUCUUUAAAAAAAAAAAACAAAACCACCUCAUUUUCAGUUAACAUGUGCCAUUAAAUAGACAACAUCCUGUGGAUUUAGGGAUAUUUCCAGCCAGAAUGGAUCCAGAAGAAUUGAAUGGUGCUUAAAUUGAGAAAUAAUAAUACAUAAUAUCUAUAUAGAAUAGACAUAUCCCACUGUAUAUUAAUUGAGGUUACAGAAGGUCUUUAUAUAAACUUAUUUAAAUUUUUCAUACUUCAUCUUUGAAAAGUCUAAUUGAGAAAAAUCCGUAUUUUCUGGUAUGAAAGUCUGACAGUAUUAAUAUUUUUUUUAUAUUUUCUUAAAUCAUUAAACCAUUUUAAUAUAUAUGUUAACUACUAAUAAAUGGUUUAUUCUUUCUAACUCCAUAUAAACUUUUCCAACAAAGAUUGUAAUAACACAUUUAUGUUACCAUUUUUCUACAGAUAUAAGUAGAUUUAUAUUUAAAAAUACCAAAAAGAAAAAGGUAUAUAUAUAUAUAUAUAUAUAUAUAUAUGUAUUAUGUAUGUAUAUAUAUAUAUAUAUAUAUAUAUGCACACUAAUUAUAGAGGACCCUUAGGGUGUCUGAGCCCAGCCAUCUGAAUGUUUAGCACUGUGUUGCCAGGCUGCUUCCAGGCCUCCGGCGUGGCCUUCUGUGCUGUGUGGGGACGCCGUUGCCGCCUGCACUUAACGGUCCUUUCACUGCAGGUUCUGAACAUUCACCUCUCCAUGUUUACAGAGACCUAUUUUGUACAUAGACUUUUCCAGGCACAUGCUUUGCACCAACCCUACGUGGCUCUUGUCUUGUGUUAGCUGUCACAGUGUGUGCACUAAUGUUUGUUGAAGUUGUUUGUGGCUGUUCUACUUGUAAGAUAGUUUUCUAUUUCCUUCAGUAAUGUGUCCCCAGGACCCUGUAUUUCAAUUUCUAUUAUAUGGAAGUACUCUUGUUUUAAUAGUGCCUCCCCAAAGACCUCACCCUGGACAGAGGUCAGUUGUUGAUGCUGAUGCCCCAGCACAGGUGACAUCAACAUUGCUAACUGUCACUUUCUAGUCUGUUUUUCUCGAUUAAGGAAGACAUUUUGUAGUUGCAUCUCCGUGGGCUGUGAGACUGCAAAGCUGUCUGUGUGGUCUCCUCGCAGGUGCUGUGUUUUCCACACCGCCUUGCUCUGAACACUGGUGAUUCCAGGUGCUGCGCUCGGCAGAGGUGGGGGUCUCACCAAAGCGCAUGCAUGUGUGUGUGUGCGUGUUUGUCCUUUGCAUGGCCGGGCAUGGCUGCCUUGCUCGGGCAUCAGUAGGACGCUGUGUGAAUAGUUACAAUGCUUCCAAACUGGAACUCUACAUUUUGUAUCUUUUAAAGCUCCUAUAAGUAAAAUAACUAUUGGCUUUAUUAAAAAUAUACAUUUAAUAAUA
Molecule: messenger RNA, 7715 nt
Organism: Manis pentadactyla (Chinese pangolin)
Lineage: Eukaryota; Metazoa; Chordata; Mammalia; Pholidota; Manidae
Gene: GARRE1
Product: granule associated Rac and RHOG effector 1
Exons: 14
Coding region: 2159-5365 (1068 amino acids)
Biological process (GO): Rac protein signal transduction
Molecular function (GO): CCR4-NOT complex binding
Source: RefSeq, a predicted model, not a curated record